GGGUGAUUGUUAUUACUUUUUGUUUUCACGUUUCUCUUGUGAUUAUUGGCUUCAAAGAUGGUGUCUCGUUGGUUUUGAUAGAUUGGUUAAAGGCUCGGAGUGGUCAUAGGACUACUUAGUAACUAGGUUGGUUUAAGGGGCAAAUGGGCAUUUUUCUUUUUGCCUGUUGUGUGACAAGAUCGUGACUUUGUGUUUUGGUCACCAGGUGUUUGAUAAAAUGUUUGACUGACAAUUGCAAUAUGUUAUUGCUUUGAUGCGAAGAAAGUUUGUUGCCAAUGCAAAUUCCAGUUUGGUUGGUUUGUUUUUGUUGAUAGUGGUUUUUUUUUGUCCGGUAAAAUGUUUAGCUAUGAUCAGUGCUUAUGUGGUAUUUGGUUUAUUGCAUAAGUUUGCGAGCUGUCACCUUUUCCAUUUUGUGGUUUGAAUUAUAGUAUUGGUUUUGUUCAUGUGAGAACUAUGUUGCACGGGUAUGGGGAUUGGGUGGUUGUAUGCUGUAAUUCUGAAAUUGUUGAUUCCGUUUAAAGUUGUUGUCCUUUCCGUGAGAGGUAUGUGGUAAGAAGAAAGCUUUCAGUUUCUCAGGAAAAACACAGAGGCUUUGGGUUGUUGUAUUGUAGGUGUUUCAAUUUCAGUCACAGAGGCUCUGUGCCUUUUCAUCCUCGUCCCUCUCUUUCUAUCUCUCUCUCUAAGGCUUUGGCAUGGAUUGCUUUUAGUCUGUCCUUUAGUAUUGAUGUGGAAAAGCUGUGUUAGCUACCUGCAGAGUUUUUUCUUGUGCUAAUUUUAGUUUAUUUUUACAAAUUUUUUUAGUGGAGUUAGGGUUUCGUUUUUUGAAUAUUUUGAGUGACAUUUGAAUUGCUACUGGCAUCCUUCAGAACUUUGGCCAUAUUGGAUGCAAUGCUUCACUGGGGAAAAUCUUGUUUUUACACAUGAUGCUGUGUAAGGCUGAACCCUUUUUCUGGGUCUUGUAGUGAUUUCUUCUUUUGGAUAGAAAACACAGGUUUCUGAUUGGAGAAUGAACACAAUUUUUAUGCAUUUCAACAAAACAGCCAAGUGCCUAAAUCUCAUUUCUGGUGAUCUCAGAUCACUCUGGCUUCAAUUCUGCCCAGUCUGGUGAAGACAGUCGAAACUUAAAACGACCUUAGAAAGACACCAACACAAUCCUGUAUUCCAUAGGCUGUAGCAAGCUUCAGCUAGUUAAGAGGGGAUUUAGGGUUCCAGGAAACAUGUUGAAACAAGCAAUUGGCAGAACUUGCAGAACCAGUGCUCAUGCUUUUGAAGGAAACAGAGUUUUGCCUUGGAUAUAUGUGCCUUCGUGCUUUUUCCACAAUGGACAGGCACAUAUGGCACCUAGAAGCUUUUUUGGGGUAGAGGAUUUCCUCGAUGAUGACAAUAGUCGACCUUACACAUACCAAAAAGGGAAGAAAUCAAAGAAUCCAAACAAGCACAUAUCUUUCAAACAAAGAACGAUUGCGUACAUGGAGCCGUUUACACUUGAUGUGUUUAUCUCAAAACGCUUUGUAUCAGCUUCACUCACUCAUAGGGUGACAAGCAAACAGGUUGCAGUUGCUGGUACCAACUCCAAGGACAUAAAAGCUGUUCUUAGGUCUCGGUCAGACAUACCAGCAUGCAUAUCCAUCGGCAAGAUUUUAUCUGAAAGAGCAAGAGAAGCUGAUGUUUACACUGCUUCCUACACUCCAAGGGAAAGGGACAAGUUUGAAGGGAAAAUCAGAGCUGUAGUUCAAUCACUCAUUGAUAAUGGGAUUGAUAUCAAGGUUUACCUUGAUUGAGUUGAGUAGUAACUCAAGAUUUUGUGGCUAUCAAUUUGAUAUCAAUUGGUGAUUACUGGUUUGGUUUUGUGGCUAGUUAGUUACCAUAUGCUGCUUUGAUGGAUAGGAAGAUGGAGAAGCAUUGUUUAGGGCUAGUAAUUUGGGGAAAUUAUGCAUGAACAAAGAAAGAUCUUUCAAACUCGUGCAUGCAAUAUGAUAACUCCUGAUUUCACUGUAA
This is a messenger RNA of Vigna unguiculata (cowpea), 1998 nucleotides long. Its product is annotated as Ribosomal L18p/L5e family protein. Gene Ontology annotation, molecular function: 5S rRNA binding; structural constituent of ribosome. Gene Ontology annotation, cellular component: ribosome. The record is from RefSeq and is a predicted model, not a curated record. Gene Ontology annotation, biological process: translation. Lineage: Eukaryota; Viridiplantae; Streptophyta; Magnoliopsida; Fabales; Fabaceae.